Molecule: messenger RNA, 880 nt
Organism: Chenopodium quinoa (quinoa)
Lineage: Eukaryota; Viridiplantae; Streptophyta; Magnoliopsida; Caryophyllales; Amaranthaceae
Exons: 3
Coding region: 194-577 (127 amino acids)
Source: RefSeq, a predicted model, not a curated record
CCUAUUUAAAUGAAAAAGUUUUACAUACAAUCGGUGUGCAGUAAAAUACUGAACAACCGAUUUUUCGCACGUGUGAACAUUAAUUUUUUUUUUUUCCUUUUUCCAAAAUAACUAACAUCUUCUUCAGCAAGCUACAAUAUAGGAGAGAGAAAACUCCAAUUUUCCAGAUUCAAAGCUCCUUCACCAAGCAACCAUGGAGGAGAGAGAAAUCUACAAUUUUCGAUCAACAAUGCCGGAAACCUCCAAAGCUUCCAAUUACGAAAACCUAAUGCGCGAAUUUCUGCAAUUACAAAGAGAAAAUCGACCACCAUUAACGCAACAUCCAGAGAAAACAUGGAGUUUCGACCUCAAUCAAACAUUCAGAGAAGGUGAAGUAGAGAAUUUCGUUGAUGAUUUCGAUGAAUUUAAUGAUGAUAACAUUCAAAACUCAAAAGUUCCAGAAAUUCAAAUACAAGAUAUUGAAAAUCAAGGUGUUUCAAAUACAUUAGAAGAUGAAGAUCAAGUUAUUCCGAACACACUAGAUGAAGAAGGACAACCAGUAGAUGAAGACGAAGGUUUACACAUUGUCUCUAUUUAGAGACUUUGAAGAGGAAUUUGGCUACUCAAUGGCGACCACAGUACAAAUUCUAGGGAGAACUGAAGAAAACAUUAUUCUUUAUGAAGUAUCGCUAGAAGAAAAGCCAUGGUCUUCCCAACAGGUAAGUUACAUACAUGAGAGCCAAACUAUAUGGUGCACUUGCAAGAAUUUCGAAGCUUCUGGUUGGCUAUGCUAUCACUGCCUAAGAAUUUUACAUCUACAUUCUAUUACAAGAAUUCCAGAGAAGUACAUUAGCAAAAGAUGGACAAAGCUUGCAAAAACUGAAGUAUGGAAUAGAAUGGA